Chaetura pelagica (chimney swift) is the source of this 375-nucleotide messenger RNA. Its product is annotated as CD59 glycoprotein-like. The record is from RefSeq and is a predicted model, not a curated record. The transcript is spliced from 3 exons. Bases 1 to 375 code for a protein of 124 amino acids. NCBI's taxonomy places the organism in Eukaryota, Metazoa, Chordata, Aves, Apodiformes, Apodidae.
AUGUGGACAGUCUUCAGCCUGGUUCUUGUCAGCUCCCUUUUUGUACUCAAAAGUGAAGCACUGCAGUGUUACACCUGUGUAGGUUCCAAUGAUGAAGACUGUAACAGACAAGGAACUCAGCAAUGUCCAGGGCAUUCUGAUGCGUGUGCGAUCAUUAGAGGACAAGCAAGUGGCAUGAUGAAGUCCUGCUCGUUCCGGUCCUUCUGCGAGCGGGCAAAGAGGGAUGGAUCCAAGGCACCUGGAAUGAGCGUUCACUGCUGCUACUCCAACAACUGCAAUGCAAAAAGCCUGGCUGUGAGAGUCACCACCUGCACAAGCUACAUCUCUCUCCUCCUCUUUACAUUGCUGUGGCACCCCUUGUUGAGGCUGACAUGA